AUGCUGCCAAUUUUGCCUAAAUCACUCAAUACACACCACAAUCAAUUAGCGGAUAUAACAACAAAUACCCAAAACUCGCCCAGACAAAGUCCUACACAAAGUGUAAAUAAACGCAGUCCCAGCAUGAUAUUUCGCAUAGAGCACUUGCUACCGAAUACCUCGCCUACAGCCACAUUACCUCCCAACUCGAUCACUACUGGCGAAAGAACAAUGGAUCCUACGGAUUUAUCGCCACCCAAAAAGUCCAAAGUUAUGAGAGCUGGAGUACAUGUUACCCAGCUAACACCAAGAGAUACUAUUUCAGAAGCACUUGAUGCCCAAUCAUUGAUCAACUGCUCAGCAGCAACAGAAACCACGACACGUGCCUAUUGUUCGCUAUUAAAGGAGGGCGGCACUCUAAGCAUGACACCCAGUACAAUGCGAAAAAUUAAACUUUCCGAGGAUACACACAGUAACAAUGCACUAUUCGAAGUUAAUAAAGGACAGGUGGUUUUAAGGGUGGUGCGUGAUAUACAACGGGAUGACGAAAUUGUGGCCUGGUUUGGCGAGGAAGUCACUCUACUUAUGUCCAUACCAUUCUUAACGCCUCUCAAUAUACAGGGGAAUAAUCGCUACACGUGUCACUUGUGUCAUUUGACAUUUGAGACACCGAAUCCCUUGAAAAUUCAUCUGGCUUUGGGUUGUGGUCGUCAUAAUAUUGAUAUUCUGUGGAUACGCUUAUAUUAUGCCAUCAAAGCUACACAUUACACCCAACAUAUGUUGCCGCUGGCACUGCCAUUACCCGGUACCGCCACAUCAUCUAGGCUAUCGCCAGUGUUGCCUACAUCAUCGGCCACAUCUUCUUCAAUAUCUCCAUCGCAUUCACCUCAGCCCCAGCAACAACCACAACCGUCCAUAUCCAGAUUUUCCGCCUUUAAACCAAUCUGUUCAUCUGCCUCAAUUCAUCACCACCAUCUACAAACAUCAAUGGCGUCUGUAAUGGCCACUAACCUUAAUAUGGCCCCACAUCAUACUUCCACAGCACCACUCUCUUUUCUACCUUCUAUUUCCACUGCUGGCUUACCUCAUAUGAGUCUUUUGCAGCCUCCCUCCACGAAUCCCCUCAAUGCAGCUGCUCAAAUCGAAGCUAUAGUCAGUAAUAUGGGGGCCUCGAAGCAGGGUCACCUCUGCAUCUAUUGUGGCAAAGUGUAUUCCCGCAAAUAUGGCCUGAAAAUUCACAUACGUACUCACACCGGCUUUAAACCCUUAAAAUGUAAAUUCUGCCUAAGACCUUUUGGGGAUCCUAGCAACUUGAAUAAACACGUCCGUCUGCAUCUGCAAAACAGCGCCAAUAGCUCAUCAUCCGAAGGUUAUCAGUGCAAUUUGUGCCCCAAAACUUUGGGACGACGCAGAGAUCUGCAAAAGCAUAUGGAAACACGUCAUGGAUAUUCUAGUACAAGUGGUGUGGCAGAGAAAGGCGAAACAGCAAAUUCCAGUUAA
This is a messenger RNA of Calliphora vicina (urban bluebottle blowfly), 1479 nucleotides long. It is a transcript of the gene Prdm13, whose product is annotated as PR/SET domain 13. The transcript has a single exon. The record is from RefSeq and is a predicted model, not a curated record. Gene Ontology annotation, biological process: regulation of transcription by RNA polymerase II. Gene Ontology annotation, molecular function: DNA-binding transcription factor activity, RNA polymerase II-specific. The coding region runs from base 1 to 1479 and encodes 492 amino acids. NCBI's taxonomy places the organism in Eukaryota, Metazoa, Arthropoda, Insecta, Diptera, Calliphoridae. Gene Ontology annotation, cellular component: nucleus.